AUGCCAGACAUUUAUAAUAAUACCUCUACAGAAGUAUUGAUAAAAAGUACUAUUCACAAUGAUAAAAAUCAAAUUAUUAAUACCUCAAAACGAACAGAUUUAUCAUCGCAAAAUUCACAAGAUUUUUUAAAUAGAAUUAUUGAAGAAUUAUGUGAUUUAUAUAGUAAAGAAGUUACGAAAGGAAAUCAUGCUAACUCAAUUCUUUACUCAAUAUGUCAACAUUUUACAAAUAAGCAGCAAAUUUUUAAAUUCGUUAAG
Messenger RNA from Racocetra fulgida, 258 nucleotides. Lineage: Eukaryota; Fungi; Glomeromycota; Glomeromycetes; Diversisporales; Gigasporaceae. The record is from the annotation of a GenBank genome assembly.